GAGUAGUGGCGCUGCUUUAGCAAAAAGAAACUAAAAGUGAGGUUAGGGAACACAUCAAAAGAAAAAAUCCAGACGCUUGAACGGAUCUUCCUCGUCCCUUUGUAGUUGAAGAAUUCAGUGAAAAAUCCAUUAGAUUUGUGAUUAAAUCAUCUGAAAAAUGGAGCAGCUGGUGCUGAAUCUGCUGGGAGGUGACAAUGAGGUGAUGAAGAAGGCCACCAAUGAUCUUCAGGAAGCCUUCAAGCGCCCGGAAACGAUUCCAGCUUUCUGUGAGCUCAUUGUCUCGUCGGCAAAUCCGCAAGUUCGUCAGUACUCAGCUGUUUUACUAAGAAGACGUCUCGAUAAGCUGAGAAAUUGGCAGGUUUUGCCUCAAGAAACGAGAGACAUGAUAAAAAAUGGGAUUCUUCAGCGUGUUUUGAUGGAGCCCGAGAGCUAUGUGCGUAAUGCGGUAAUUCGUUUUAUUGGCGUAAUUGUACGUCAUGAAUUCCCAAAGAAGGAUCAAUGGACGAAUGAUGUUCUCAAAUUCAUCUAUGACAAUUGCUCGGCCAAUGAUGCGAAUCUCAGCCAAAUUGGGGCGAAUACAUUGGAUAUUCUCACGGAGGUGGCACCAGAUCAAUUCCUGCCGCAUCUUCAGGCAAUCAGUGAGAUGUUCUCAGCUGCCCUGGCGGCAAGUGAGAGGGCAGGGACAAUGGGGAAUCCCGUGGUGUACCACAUUCUCGUGGCACUUGGGAAUCUCGUCAAUUGCUCAGAGGAUAAUUCACAGUAUAAGCACAUUUACCAAAAUCUCCUUCCGGACAUCACAAAGGCCCUCCAUGCGCUUCAAGGAGAUCCCGACAAGUUUAUAAAAGCAUUCGAAAUUCUGGAAUACAUUGGUGAUUCCAUGCCGAGUGUUGUGAAUGCACAUUUGAAGCUGUUGGUGGAUUAUUCACUUGUUGUUGCGAGUACACAGCAACUGGAUGAGAGUGUCCGGGUGCAGGGUAUCACAUUCCUUGGGCAGAUUGUGCGCCUCAAGAAGAAGGCAAUAAUAAAGAUGAAGAUGAUUGAGCCAAUAAUUGGGGUGUUGUUCAAUUUGAUGGCCUCCACACCGGCUGGGGAUGAUGAUGAGGAGGAAUAUUUUGUGGGUUCAACGGAGAUGUCAAGCCCAAUGACGUGUGCAACGCAAACAAUGGACAUUUUGGCACUCAAUGUGCCACCAGAGAAGCUAAUUCCACCCCUUUUGGCAUUGCUGGAGCCGGCGCUUGCGGGGCAGGAGCCGCUGCCGAAGAAGGCGGCUUAUUUGUGUAUUGCCGUCAUUGCGGAGGGAUGUGCUGAGACAAUUUGCACGAAGUAUCUGCCGCCGUUGUUGGCGUGUGUCAAGCAGGGUAUUGUCGAUGGGAAUCCCCUUGUGCGGAAUGCAGCUCUCUUUGCACUCGGGCAAUUUGCGGAGCAUCUUCAGCCGGAGAUUAGCAAGUAUGCCGAUGAGAUUCUUCCGAUUUUGUUUGAGUUCUUGCAUCAGUUGUGUGCUCAAUUGCGUGCCGAGGGGAAGGAACCGAAGCACAUUGAUCGAAUGUUUUAUGCUCUGGAGACAUUCUGUGAGAAUCUCGAAGAUGCCAUUGUGCCACAUCUCCCAUUGCUCAUGGAGAGAUUGUUUGAAUCCCUCAAUCCAACGUAUUCCGUGCAUCUCCGGGAACUUUCAUUGAGCGCCAUUUCUGCUGCAGCAACAGCAGCAAAAUACGAAAUGCUGCCAUAUUUCCAGCAAAUCAUUCAAAUUCUCAAGCUCUACCUCGUCAAGACGGAUGAUGAGGAUCUCCGUGCUCUAAGGCCACAAGCCAUUGACACACUCGCUGCUCUAGCACGCACAAUUGGCAAGGAGAACUUCCUGCCACUCUCUUCGGAUGCCCUCAAUUUUGGGCUUGCGCUCAUUGAGGAUUGCAAGGAGCCCGAUCUCAAGCGUGCUUGCUACAAUCUCUUUGCCUCCGUUGCUGAGGUACUCAAUCAGGAUAUUGCCUCAGUGCUCCCCACCAUUGUCACAGCAAUGCUUGAGAGUGUGAAGAGCACGGAGGGGAUUAUGCCGGACUUUGAUGAGGAGGAUGAAGAGAAUGGUGGGGAUAUCUACAAUGUGGGCACGGAAGUGGCUGAAACGGAUGAAGAUAUUGACAUUGAGACGUCCGACAAUGAGGAUGAUGACGACGAUGUGGCCAUUGCGGUGGAGAAUGCAUUUAUGGAUGAGAAGGAGGAGGCAAUUAUUGCCCUCAGGGAGAUCGCACUGCACUCUGGUGCGGCCUUUGCUCCGUACAUCCAAACAGCCUUCCAGGAGGUUUAUAAGCUCAUCAAUUACCCCCAAGAUGACAUUCGUCGUGUCGCCGUGGAGGCACUCACGCAAUUCACGGUGAGUUUCUAUGAGAUGAAGAAUGCCGAAGCCGUGCGUGAGUGCAUUGUGAUCCUCAUACCGAAAUUCAGUGAGAUUAUCCGUACGGAUGAGGAGAGGAAUGUGGUGAUGGCUGCCCUGGAGGCAUUCAAUGAGUUGCUGGAUAAGCUGAAGGGGGAUGUUUUUAGUGUUGAAGAUCAGAAGGAUGCGAUCUUCGAGUGCGUGAUGGACGUGAUGCUGGGGAAGGUGGCGUGUCAAUUUGACGAGGGGACCAACGACGAUGAGGCGGAAGAUAGUGAAUUCGAUGAGACGAUAAUUGAGACAGCUGGGGAGAUUCUUCCGCGCUUCGGCAAGGCUAUGCGUCCGGAGGAAUUUGCUCCGUACUUUGGGCGUGCCUUUACGCAUUUACUGGAGAAAUUGGAUAAGGCACGCCGGAAGGAGGAUGCUGACAUGGAGCGCGCCUACGUCGUUGGGGUCCUUGCUGAAUGUUUUGAGGGCUUGCAGAAGCACACGAAUACGUGGAUGGCGACACUGAUGCCCCUCCUAAUGGCCGGGGUGCAGGAGAAGAAUGAUCAGAUCCGGAAUAAUUCAGUCUUCGGGCUGGGGGAGCUCGUAAUGGCCGCCGGGGAGUUUGCCUAUGAUUUCUAUCCGCAAAUUCUGCAAUUGCUGUUUGGUGCUGUGACCAAGGAGCAAGAUGCAAAUACGCUGGAUAACAUCUGUGGCGCCCUGGCGCGUCUGAUCAUUGCAAAUAGCUCGUUGGUACCGUUGAAGGAUGUACUGCCGGUGUUUGUGCAGUAUUUACCGCUAAGGACGGAUUUUGAUGAGAAUUCGGCUGUCUUCAAGUGCCUUCACGUGGCCUACCAGCAGGGUCAGCAGGUGCUCGUUGAGCUAAUGGAGCGCAUUGCUUUUGUGGCACUUCAGGUUCUUCAGAAGAAGGAGUACAGCAAUGAUGAAACUCGUGAUUACAUUUACAAUUUUGUCCAGCAAAUCCGACAGGACUUCCCGGAACAAUAUGGCAAAGUUAUUACGAAUAAUCCCGAAAUAGCUGCCUUUGCGGCAAGUUUUUAAUAUGAAAAAAAAAACAUUUAGAAAAAAGUAAGAAAUAAAAAAAGAUAAAAAAAUAAGCCCAGUUAAUCAUAUUAUUUUCUUUUCAAUGUUAUUUAUAAUUUAAAUAAAAAAAAGUGAGUUGAAAAUGGUUAAAAAAAAAAGUGAGGAGAUUUAUAUAAUUAUAAAAAAUACCAAGAAUAUUAUUUUCAAUGUUUUUUUCCACACAGAAAAUGAUAGAAAAAAUAUACUUUUUAAUGAGAA
This is a messenger RNA of Lutzomyia longipalpis, 3652 nucleotides long. RefSeq names its product importin-4-like. Gene Ontology annotation, biological process: protein import into nucleus. Gene Ontology annotation, molecular function: nuclear import signal receptor activity; small GTPase binding. Gene Ontology annotation, cellular component: cytoplasm; nucleus. The transcript is spliced from 6 exons. The coding region runs from base 158 to 3412 and encodes 1084 amino acids. The record is from RefSeq and is a predicted model, not a curated record. NCBI's taxonomy places the organism in Eukaryota, Metazoa, Arthropoda, Insecta, Diptera, Psychodidae.